Molecule: messenger RNA, 1368 nt
Organism: Didymella exigua CBS 183.55
Lineage: Eukaryota; Fungi; Ascomycota; Dothideomycetes; Pleosporales; Didymellaceae
Product: Metallo-dependent phosphatase
Exons: 2
Coding region: 1-1368 (455 amino acids)
Biological process (GO): double-strand break repair via homologous recombination; peptidyl-serine dephosphorylation
Cellular component (GO): cytoplasm; nucleus
Molecular function (GO): protein serine/threonine phosphatase activity
Source: RefSeq, a predicted model, not a curated record
AUGAGCACCGGCGGCAGCGACCUCGACAAGGCGAUCCAGCAGCUGCGCGCCUGUCGCCCCAUCCCCGAGGCGCAGGUGCGCGAGCUGUGCUACAAGGCGCGCGAGCUGCUGAUCGAGGAGGGCAACGUCGUCGGCGUCGACGCGCCCGUGACCAUCUGCGGCGACAUCCACGGCCAGUUCCAUGACCUGAUGGAGCUGUUCCGCGUCGGCGGCGACGUGCCGGACACAAACUACCUGUUCAUGGGCGACUUUGUCGACCGCGGCUUCUACUCGCUCGAGUCCUUCCUCCUCCUGCUGUGCCUCAAGGUGCGCUACCCCGACCGCAUCACGCUGAUCCGCGGCAACCACGAGUCGCGCCAGAUCACGACCGUAUACGGCUUCUACGACGAGUGUCUGCGCAAGUACGGCAGCGCCAAUGUCUGGCGCUACUGCUGCGACGUCUUCGACUACCUCGCCCUGGCCGCCCUCGUCACGGGCGCGGCCACGUCGCUCGAGCCCACGGACGGGCCCGUCGCCUCCAACAGCAACGCCGACAGCCUGCCGGGCCUCGGCCAGGACAUUGAGAUCGAGACGCUCAACGCCGCCGGCGAGAUCAUGUACCGCUACGCUCGCAGCGGCGACGAGCAGGGCUCCGUCUCCGGGGCCAGCGCGCACAUGGGCUCCUCGUCGCCGGCGUCGGCGCCGACGCCGCCGACGCCGGCCAACGUCGGCGCCCCGGGCACUGCCGCGUCGGCGUCGGCCAACGGCUCCAGCCGCAACGACACGGGCGCCAUCCUGUGCGUGCACGGCGGCCUCUCGCCGCUGAUUGACAGCAUCGACAAGAUCCGCCUGCUGGACCGCAAGCAGGAAGUCCCCCACGAGGGCGCCAUGUGCGACCUGCUGUGGUCCGACCCGGACGAGAUCGACGGCUGGGGCCUGUCGCCGCGCGGCGCGGGCUUCCUCUUCGGCGCCGACAUUGUCAAGUGCUUCAACCACACCAACGACCUCAGCCUGAUUGCGCGCGCCCACCAGCUCGUCAUGGAGGGCUUCAAGGAGAUGUUCGACAGCACCAUCGUCACCGUCUGGUCCGCCCCCAACUACUGCUACCGCUGCGGCAACGUCGCCGCCAUCCUCGAGCUCGGCGAGGACGGCAGCAACGCUGGCUUCACCCGCCGAACCAACGGCGAUCGCGGCGCGGGCGCUGCAGGCUGGGUCCUGGGCAGCAACGACGGGCCCAACAGCGCCAACGGCGACCGCAGACUGAGCGCCGUGCUCGGCGAGCAGCGGAACCGCGACGGGCCUGGGCGGCGCUAUCGCGUCUUCGAGGCCGCGCCCCAGGACAGCCGCGGCAUGCCCGCCAAGAAACCCGUUGCCGACUAUUUCCUGUAG